UUUGAGAGAGGAAUCCUCGGCCGCUAGUACUUUACUCACUGAGUCUGACCCAUGUAAUAAUUUCUCCUAUAUCAUAUAUGCAUGCCUUUAUCCCAACCAGCAACAACCAGAGUUAUAAGCAAACAAAUCAUCAAAACUCCUAUCUCCGUUGUCUGAUCACUGUCACCAGAGCUGAGGCCCGGUAUUAAUGAUGGCUGUUGACCUACACAGUCCGGAGUUACUGCUUCCCUCUAACUUACUCUAUGACGCGGAAGCUACUGUUGCAGAGACGAAUCUCAAUCUCAAAGAGUGUUCAACCUAUUAUCAGUCCUGGGAAGCUCUACCCGGAACUGAAUCGGUUUUCAGUUCUCCUGUUGAGUCGGAACUCGGUUCGGCCGAGGCAGGGACUGACAUGGACGACGAUUACAUUGCCGAGCUAGCUCGCCAGAUGGCUCACAGCAUGCUCGACGACGAUGGCGAAAACUCCCUCCCUUGCUCUGAGAAAUCCGGAAAGACAUGGGGUUCGGCUGAUUCGCCACAAUCAACGCUCUGGUCACCGCUGGGCUCGAACCUUGGAAGCCCAGAUGGUCCAUCUCAAGAACCAUCGCCACCACCUACUCCUCUCAUCUUUGGAGGAGACCGGCCCUUUUCGGAUGGCACCUACGAUGUUGGAAGGUUGGAGAAGAUGGACCUAAACGAUUACGAGAUGCCCAAAUACCUAGAUGAAGGACUUCGGAGCAUGCCAUUCAAACCAAAUGUUGGGUUAAACUCAAACGAAGCUCUCACUGACGAUCAACUGCGUGCUAUUCAAUUCUCUAGACCGAAACAGCGUGUUCCGACCCAACAAGGCUCUCCGAAUUGGGGAGGACAAGCUAAAAUUUCUCAGCAACCCGAGCGAAGACAACAGCCACAGCAGUUUCAGAAGAAAGGUGGGUCUGUCGAUGGAGGAAGGGCAACUCGUACAAACCCAUGGAUUCAGACCCAGCAACAGGUAAAGUGUCACCAGCAAAACGGAUCGGGUAUGAAGAUAUUUUUCCUGGGUAGCGAUUCAGGAAGUACCGAGUCAUCAUGUGGGACAGGUGUUUUCUUGCCUCGCGGAAUCUGGUACUCUUCGGAAUCACGCAAGAAACCAGGAUGCUCCCCUGUGUUUAUCCCCGCAAGAGUAGUGCAGGCCCUACAGCACCAUUUUGACCAAAUGAGCGUGAGGUCUCAAUCCAAUGCGGGUGGUUCUUCUCUUCAACAUGAUGCGUCGAUGAUGGGUAGGAGAAAUAUCUUAAAUUCAAAGCAGAAACGCCACAGUCGGACGGUGCCAGUCACGAGCCAUCAUGAUAUCGGUCUGCCUCAAGAAUGGACGUAUUGAGCGUUUGACGCCACACCACUUUCGUAUACCUUGUUCUUCACUUCUAAUCUGUCGCUGAUAAUGUCGUUUGGGCAGUUUUUGCUCGAGGAAAAGAAAAGCGGAGGAGGAUUGAAAAAUGAAUAAAAGGGGAAAAUAAACGAAUGACUCGUGUUGGGUCAGUUCAAAGAAUCUCCCAACUAUUCCUCCGUGGAUGACGAUAAUAAGACAGACAAACAAGUCAAUAGACAAAUUGGAAAAUAUAUUAUAUAUGUUUUACUUUUCCUUUUCUUGAUUUGAUAUGGUUAAUUUAUGUAACAAGAGGAAAUAUUAAAUAAAUAAAUAAA
Molecule: messenger RNA, 1662 nt
Organism: Carya illinoinensis
Lineage: Eukaryota; Viridiplantae; Streptophyta; Magnoliopsida; Fagales; Juglandaceae
Exons: 5
Coding region: 188-1339 (383 amino acids)
Source: RefSeq, a predicted model, not a curated record